AAUGAAACAGACUCAGUGCACAGUGCAGGACCCAGAUGUCUCGGGAGUGCUAAUCGAUGUGGCCAAACACCUGGGCAACCUGAAGUUCCAAGUCUGGCAGACGAUGACGGGAAUGGUGAAGCACACUCCUGUUAUUCUGGACCCCAACACAGCCGGACCCUUCCUUAUAUUCUCUAAGGAUCUGACCAGUGUCACAUCAAGCGAAGCACGCUUCACGUGCGCGGAUCCCAAUACUCUUUUUGGCUCACAAGGAUUCAGCUCAGGGAAACACCAGUGGGAUGUUGAAUUUCACGAACAUACUUUUAUAGAUAUAGGUAUUGCUGAGGAGUGUCAAAAACAGAGAUGGAGUAAAGAUGAACGCCAUGUCUGUACAGUACGUUACUGUGGUGGUUGUCACGUAAUAGAAGAAAAAUCUGUACUCAGGGGAAUGCUUAAGAUAAGAGUGCUCCUGGACUGCAAUGAAAAGACUCUGUCAUUUUUUGACGUCUACGGCAAUAAAACCUUCGCAAAUGGUAAGAGAUACACUCUCACAGGGAAACUCUUUCCAUUGUUUUACUUUUAUGAAGUAAUUGAUGACUUGAAUCUGAAGAUCUUGCCUGCCAAGAUCAAAGUCAUGCAGAAAGUACAGUGACUGAAAAGCCACGCUUCUUCAA
Messenger RNA from Conger conger (European conger), 653 nucleotides. RefSeq names its product E3 ubiquitin-protein ligase TRIM35-like. The transcript has 3 exons. The record is from RefSeq and is a predicted model, not a curated record. Lineage: Eukaryota; Metazoa; Chordata; Actinopteri; Anguilliformes; Congridae. Bases 2 to 631 code for a protein of 209 amino acids.